CAGCACGUCGGCUUCUGAUUUAUGAGCUCUAGAAUUCAUUCUUCCAUACGAGUAACCGUUCAAUGUAAACGUUUAAUUAAGUGUGUGGCAUUCAUUGUCCCGCUAGAGUCUGCGUAACCACGGAACAUCUACCUCUCUCUCUCUCCCCAAGGAUUCGUUGAGCGGGUGCCAGUGAUGCGCAACAGAAUUUAGUAACUCGCCUCCAUAAGUGCGUGUCAGGUGGAGGCUGAUGCACGUGUGUCUUUAUUGCCAGGGAGACAGGAGAGGUAGAGGUGGAUCCAACCAGCACCUCCUAUCAUGCAGACAGGACAGCGUGUAGCGAACAGCGACAGGACUUGAUCUCUCCCUUCUAUCUGACAACUCUACUCUGCCUGGCGCCUCCAUCACUUUGAGGAGGUGAAGUAGUGAGAGUGUGUUUGACUGACUGGCUGACUGACUGACUGGCUGGCUGGCUGACUAACGGUGUGAGAAAUGAAUGGCUACGGAUCGCCCUACCUGUACAUGGGGGGCCCAGUGACCCAGGCCCGAGCGCCGCUCCAGAGGACCCCCAAGUGCGCUCGGUGCCGGAACCACGGCGUCCUGUCCUGGCUGAAGGGCCACAAGCGAUACUGCCGCUUCAAGGACUGCACCUGUGAAAAAUGCAUCCUGAUCAUCGAGAGGCAGCGGGUCAUGGCGGCGCAGGUGGCGCUUCGCAGACAGCAGGCCAACGAGAGUCUGGAGAGCCUCAUCCCGGAGUCUCUGAGAGCUCUGCCCGGCAUCACGGUGCCUGGACCCGGCGAGGGGAACCAGGGCCUGCCGCCCCGUUCUGGAGGAAUGGACCUCCUAUGGACCUCGAAACAGACUGCCAACAUGCAGGACCUGAGUGAGGAUACGUCGGGGGACCACUCCGGCGGGGAGAACGGUGGUGGUAGCGGCAGUGAGAAGGACCAGGACCCUAGCAGCUCCCCCGAGGGCUCCAAGCCUUCUUGCUUCACCCCUGAGCCCCCGGACACCCCAAACCAGGCUGAGGAGUGCCGCUACAGCUUCCCCCAGCCCAUUCCCAGCCUCCCUCUCCCUCUAGCCUUUCCCAAGACCUGCAGCACCUCUCCAGAGCCCAAGGCAGACAGCCCCACUAAGGGCUACCCCGGGGUUGGGGCAGGGGGGCUGCCAGGGGACCACAGCCUAGUGAUUGAGGGCCUGUCUGGGUCUGUCUCCCUUCCCUUCAACCUGCGAGCCAACCGGCCACCCCUGGAGGUGCUGAAGAAGAUCUUCCCUUCCCACAAGCCCCCGGUGCUGGAAUUGAUCCUGCAGGGGUGUGGAGGGGACCUGGUGGGGGCCAUCGAGGUGCUGCUGUCCAGCCAGGCCCAGGAGGCCAGGGGGGUUCACCCCCACCCCGACACCCUAGUCCUUCCCUCUAACGGCCACCUCCUCGAUCACCCCCUGGGGUCCUACCACCCUCUGGCCUCCGCCGCUAAGUGGUCUGUGGGCUCUGCUUUCAGGGUGCCUGAGUCCCUGCGCUUCUCGUCUGACUCGUCGUCCGGCCCCCUGGCCCUACACCCCGGGUCUUUCCCCCAUCCCCCCCGCUACCCCUUGAUGCUGAGGAACUCUCUGACACGCGGUGGCCAGGUCGGACCCUUCUGCAACGACGUGACGCUGUGGAACACCAUGACACUGCAGCAGCAGUACCAACUCAGGUCAGCUCAGUACGUCUCUCCUUUCUCCUCCACUGGUGUCUUCCAACGCUCUCCGCUCCUCUCCUCUUCCUCCUCCUCCUCUCCGCUCCUCUCCUCCUCCCGCCCCCAGGAAGAGCACCGUCACUCCCAGCUGGAGGAGGGCUGCCACCCUGCCCCCAUCCCCUCCACCCCCGGGGCCAAACAGACCCUCUACACCCAUGAGGAGGAGUACGAGGACCGCUCCGACUCCUCCGACUCACGAAUUCUCAACUCUUCCACCUGAACCUCCUGAACCACCCGAACCUAUGGGUUAUAUCUCUAUACCUGAACCAAUGAAACAAUUAACCUGUGGGUUAGAUCUCUAUACCUAAACCAAUGAAACGAUGAACCUAUGGGUUAUAUCUCUAUACCUAAACCAAUGAAACAAUUAACCUAUGGGUUAUAGCUCUAUACCUGAACCAAUGAAACAAUGAAUCAUGCCGCACUGGCUACUUAAGCACCAAAAAAUGUAUUGUGAACGAAUCUUUAAUGUGAAUAAUGCAAGAGUGGGUAUCAAGACAGGUUGUUGUCUUGAACUGAACUUUGUUGCGCAGCCAUCGGCCCCCUACAGGUAAUGUAGCUGAAUGUUAGGUCGUAACAUUAUCUCUCUACAGCUAAUGUAGCUGAAUGUUAGGUCGUAACAUUAUCUCUCUACAGCUAAUGCAGCUGAAUGCUAGAUCGUAACAUUAUCACAUGGAUAUGACCAAAAAUAAUGGGAUCACAUAGAUCACGUGUUUGUGAACAUUAAUCUCUUUCCAGACAGUAUGCAUGUAAUGUUCUGUGAAUAAUAUGUCCUUGAUGUUAAGAUGCAUGUCAAGAUUAUUAAUAAACAUAGACGAUAAUAG
Salmo salar (Atlantic salmon) is the source of this 2536-nucleotide messenger RNA. RefSeq names its product doublesex and mab-3 related transcription factor 3a (gene dmrt3a). Gene Ontology annotation, molecular function: DNA-binding transcription factor activity, RNA polymerase II-specific; protein binding; RNA polymerase II cis-regulatory region sequence-specific DNA binding. The record is from RefSeq and is a predicted model, not a curated record. NCBI's taxonomy places the organism in Eukaryota, Metazoa, Chordata, Actinopteri, Salmoniformes, Salmonidae. Gene Ontology annotation, cellular component: nucleus. Gene Ontology annotation, biological process: regulation of transcription by RNA polymerase II; male sex differentiation.